Molecule: messenger RNA, 2631 nt
Organism: Saprolegnia diclina VS20
Lineage: Eukaryota; Oomycota; Saprolegniomycetes; Saprolegniales; Saprolegniaceae
Exons: 1
Coding region: 6-2528 (840 amino acids)
Biological process (GO): lipopolysaccharide biosynthetic process
Cellular component (GO): membrane
Molecular function (GO): acyltransferase activity, transferring groups other than amino-acyl groups
Source: RefSeq, a predicted model, not a curated record
GCCUCAUGCCUCACAGCAGCGACGUGCUGCCAUCGCCGUCCGUCGUCGUCAUCGACGAGCCCGUCGUCGUCGAGGUCGCCAAGCCGCAUGCAGCGUACCGGCCGGACGUCGACGGCCUUCGGACGCUGGCCGUGCUGCCCGUGGUCGUCUUCCACGCAUACCCGGACCUCUUUCCCGGCGGCUUUAUCGGCGUCGACAUCUUCUUUGUCAUUUCCGGCUACCUCAUCUCUGGUAUCCUCUUCAAGGAGAACCAGCGCGGCUCGUUUUCGUACGCGAGCUUUUACACGCGGCGGGUGCGGCGCAUCUUUCCCACUUUGAUCUUAGUCUUGAGCGCAACGCUGUGGAUGGGCUAUCUCUACUUGAUGGCGGCCAAGCUCAAGGCACUCGCGGCGACGAUGCUCGCGGGCACGCUCUUCUGCGCCAACCUCCAAGUGCUCUCGCUGGAGCAUUCGUACUUUGCGCUCGACAUCAAGAUGAACCCGCUCCUACAUCUCUGGUCGCUCGGCGUCGAAGAGCAGUUUUACAUAUUUUGGCCGCUCCUCGCGUCGAUGGUCAUGCGACUGUCGUACAAGCGCGCGCUGCUUCUCCAAAUGGCCGUGCUAAUCGGUAGCUUCGGCUUCAACAUUGGCUUCAUCGGCUACCACGACACCAACAACGUCUCGUUCUACAACCCGCUGAGCCGGUUUUGGCAAAUGGCCAUGGGCGGUCUCCUCGCGUACGUGACAAAAUUCAAUCCGAACGAGGCGUACACGAGCGUCACCACGUCGCCCGGUGCAGCCAAGGCGUCGUCGUCGGCUCCGUCGCCACGUCGCAACCAUCUGCUGUCCGUGUCGGGCCUUGUGUGCAUCCUCGUUGGCUUUUACUGCAUCAACGAAGCCCGCUUGUUUCCGGGCUUUUGGGCGCUGCUCCCAACCGUCGGUGCCACCUUGCUCAUCGCCGCAGGCCCCGACGCGAUCAUCAACCAGCAUCUCCUCAGCAACCGCGUCGCGGUCUACAUUGGCAAGAUCAGCUACUGUCUCUACCUCUGGCACUGGCCGCUCCUCGUGUUUGCAAAAGAGCGGUACCCGGACGACCCGCCCAUGUACGCCUCGCCGCUGACGAUGCUUCUCGCGAGCUUCGUACUGAGUGUGCUCACAUACAAGGACGUCGAGACGCCAUUGCGCCGCAAGAAGGCGUGGUAUGUGACCCCGACGCUCGUGCUAUGUGUCGUCGCGCUCGGAAUUGCUGCCUUGUGCGUCUACACCGACCCGUCGCAGUUUUCGGCCAUUGAAAUCGAAGUCGCCAAGUCGCUCACAGCCGCCGACGUCGAGAUGGCACCCGUCGCCACGGCGCCCGCUGACUACCCCUCGCAGGUGCAGGCCCACGCGACCGAGGCAGGCAACAGUACGUGGACGUCGGUGCACGCGUCGAACGUACCGAUCGUCGCUUCCGGGGCCCCGGUCGUCAUCCCCGUCAAUGCGUCCGUGCAGCUUGCUACUGCGGCCCCCGUCGUCGCCACCGACGCUCCUGUCAACGCGACCGAGGUCCGCGUUGUGGCGACGGCGGCACCGAUCGUCGCCACGGCUGCACCGAUCGUUGCGACGGCUGCACCGGUCUUGAAGAAGCGCCCGCCGACGACGCUGGCGAUGGUGCGCAAGUCGCAAGUCGACGGCGCAUGGAACACGGGCGCUGGCAUCACGUGUCCCGCCGACUUGCCGUAUGUGGCCAAAGCGAUAACGCCCAAGCCAUUUCCGUUCAAGGAGUUCAUUAGCUCGGCGUACCCCGAAGUGUGCCAGCUGCUCAACCCGCACCACGAAGAGAACGGCGUCCUCGUCGUCCUUGGCGACUCGCAUGCAGACAUGACCAAGCCUCGCAUUGUACGUCUCUUUGAACAAGCUACGGCUGCGCAAAAGCCGUUCCCGACUGUCAUCUUCAAGACGCGGUUUGGGCGCGCGCUGCUCUCGUGCCGUCCCGAGUUCUCGGCCAACAUGGCCAUGGUCAAGGCGCUCAAGCCGCAAGCCGUCCUCUUGGUAAUCCACUGGAUUCAGUACCUCAACCCCGCGGCCCCCGCGGGCGCGCCGCAGAGCUACCCACCCAAGUGCUGCUGGGAGAACGGCGUGCCGUGCAAGGACCAGAGCAUGGCCGACGUCGACGCGCUCUUGUUGGACCUCCAAGACGAGCUCAUUGCGCUAAGGGACCUCGGGAUCAAGGUCUUCCUCGUCGACCAGAGCCCCGAGUACGACCGCAUGAACCCGGCAACGUGGCUCCACGGCGAGACCGUCAAGCUCCCGACCGAGCCCGUGCUCAAGUCGGUGUUCCAGCACGAGCGGCAAUGGCUCUUUGACCGCCUUCACCGUGUCGUCGCCAACUCGGAUGCGACCUUGAUCGACUACGCCGACAACUACUCGGACGGCGACAAGAUCAAGUUUGUCGACGACGCCGGCGUGCCAUACAUUUGGAUCUACAACCACUUGACGUCGACGGCCGCGCGGAACCACCUCUCGGUCGUCGAUAGAGUCGUGGCGGCCGCCAUGACGCGCCACGCAUAGUGCUCGCCUCCAACGACGCCAACUAGAGUCCUAGUCCAUUUCCUAACUCCAUCUCUAUCUUAAAUACAAUCCAACUCGACUUUUAUGCGGUCGGAGACGCGGU